AUGUCUCGAUUAAUUGAACAAAUAAAAAUGUUAUACGAUCAACAAUUAUAUUCAAACGUCAUUUCUUUGACUGAUUUAGUUUUAUCACACAGCGAACACAAUUCAAAUUGUUUCACAGCCGAGGCAAAAUUUCAAGCGUAUGUCUAUUAUGCGGAUUCAUUAUUUUAUGAAAAACAAUACAGACGUGCUGAAGCAAUCUACAGGAAGGCGUUACAAUUUAAAAAGAGUAUAUUAAAAUAUAAAGGUGCAACGAAACCAGAAGGCAAUCAGAAAGAUUUUAUUUACGAUAUUGAUAUAAAAUAUAAUAUACAUGUGUGUCAUAUACAAAUGAAAGGAUGGGAAGAGGCAUUAUCGGUUUUGCAGAGUAUACCGGUUAAACAACGUACACCCAAAGUGAAUAUGGCAUUAGCGAAAUUAUGGCAACAAACUGGAUCCGAACGUAGUGCUAUUGUUGCUUAUAAAGAAGUCCUUCGGGAAUGCCCACUGGCAUUAGAAGCCGUUGAAGGUUUACUAAGUUUAAAUGAACGUGGUGUCGAAGUGAACACAUUAAUUUUAGAUGCUAUCACUAAAAUUGGUAACAUGGAUUGGCUAAUAUCAUGGAUUAAAGCUCAUUCUUAUAUAAAUAUUAAAGAAUAUUCAAAUGCUGUCUCAAUAUUUAAAACUUUGGAUCAACCAGGCAUGCUUAAUAAUAAUGUGAAAUUAAUUACGUUGAUUGGUGAAUGUUUAUAUAAAUCUGGUGAUUUACAGAAUUCUUUGACCUAUUUACAAAGGGCAUACUGUUUGGAUCGUAAUAUGCAACGUGGCUUAGAUUUAUUAGUUUCAAUAUUACAUAAAGAAAAUAAACAAAAGGAUAUCGAAAAAUAUAUAUCACCCAGUAUUGAACCAUCAGAAUAUUCAGCGGAAAAUUGGAUUGCAUUAGCAUAUCAUAUGCAUUCGCUGAAAAAAUGGACAAAAGCUGCAUAUUAUGCACAAAAAGCAUGUAAUUUUAGUCCUAGAAAUAUUGAAGCAUUAAUUUUAAAAGGUAUUAUAUUGUAUGAUUUAAAACGAUAUCAAGAGGCCAUUGUACAUUUUCGAGAAGCAAUGCAAAUUAGUUCGAGUUACGAUUCUCAUAAAGGUUUAGUUGAUUGUUUUGUUGCGACUCAUCGACUUCGAGAAGCUUUAUCAAUCGCACACAACGCAUGUGCAUUAGAUCCAAGUUCUCGAACGUACACACUUUAUGCAAUGGUGUUAGCAAAAGAUCCAUUACAAGUUUACAAAGCACGAACCUACUUAAAUAAAGCACUAGGUUUAGAUGAAAGUUAUUUACCAGCUGUUUAUUUGCUAUCGGAAUUAUAUGAACGUGAUUCGUUGCUGGAUCAAGCCAUUGAAAUACUGGAAAAACAAUUACGUUUACAAACCACUUGGAGGUUACAUCAGAUGCUGGGUGAUUUAUAUUUUCGUAAUAAUAACGUGGAUAAAGCAUUGGAUCAUUAUACGACAACACUUAAUUUAGAUCCAACAAAUCGACGUGCAAUCGAAGGAAUGCAUCGAAUUGAUCAUGCAUCAACCAAUUCCAAUAAAUUAGAUUCGGUUAGCGGUUAUUGUAUGUCUCCAUCUACGGGUGAUGUAUCUCGCGGUGCUCCAGGUGGUGAUGGUGGUACAUCAAACACAAGUGGUGGUGGCGUUGGUAUUAUGGAAGAGACUGUAGAAAUUGAUGCAACAUAUGAAAGUGUUGAUUCGAUGCGUGCAACGGCCAGUGAACGUGAUGAUAGUGAAACGGAAGCUGUAUGGUCUGAUAUGGAUUUAGAAGUUGGAGGAAGUCAAUAAUUUUAGUUAGUUUCAAUUUAAUUGUAUUUAUUGUUAAAAAUAAUUUUAUAUUAAUUUUUUUUUAUAUAUAAAUAUGUAAUAUUUAAAGCAUGUAAUAUACAGAGUGAGGCGUAAGUGAAUGUACAGUUGUAAUAGUUAAUUUAAUUUUUGAAAUUUUUAAAUACGAAUUUCUUGUAGAAAUUGAUUGACGAAGUUCUUAUUUACUCGACGCAAAGUAGUGUGUUUGUUUCUUUGCUGCACUCUACAGACCAAAUGGAUGGCCAAUUUUCAUGAAUCUUACGUUAAUCGAUUUUUCUUAAUCUUGCGAGUGUAAUUAAAGCCAUGGCAGUAAUGAAAAUGUAAUAUGGUGACGACUAGACGCUAUAUUGUGAAAAUGAAAGUCGACGAUUAUAUUAAGUGGGGUACCACUGAAUAGGUAUUAAAUAGAGAAAUUGUAAUAAAGAAAUAAAUGCCAAAUAGAACUGUAUAUCUACAUAUGCCCCAUUCUGUAUUAAAAAAAUUAUAAAUAUAUAUAAAAAAAUUAUUCUUAAUCAGUUUACAAACUUUAAAUUCAUUUGUGUUUAUUACUGAGCUAUCUCCAUACACACUCACCCCAUGUAACUAAAAGAAAACAUGGAUUGUUGAUUCAAGGGGUGUCGG
Molecule: messenger RNA, 2445 nt
Organism: Chrysoperla carnea
Lineage: Eukaryota; Metazoa; Arthropoda; Insecta; Neuroptera; Chrysopidae
Gene: APC7
Product: anaphase-promoting complex subunit 7
Exons: 7
Coding region: 1-1806 (601 amino acids)
Biological process (GO): cell division
Molecular function (GO): protein binding
Source: RefSeq, a predicted model, not a curated record